CAAAGAAGAAAGAAAAACAAGUUCAAUACUACACUCACAGACUCACUGAAAAUUGGACGGAUACUUCAAUACUCAUACGUCAUACACACUCCAGAUUAAACGCGAGUUUGAUAUAAUCCGCAUGGGUAAAAGGGUGGAACAUGUUGGCCCAAUUUCACAUGUAAUAUGAAGAGAGAAAAAAACUGCAAAAACUCAAACUAUUUUGUGAUAAAUAAAAGGAGAGAUAAUGUAUUGAAUAAUUGAGUUUAGUUGGUUAAAAAUCAAGUAUUGCACUUAUUUAUUUUAUUAGUGUAAAAAUAUGAUUUAAUAAGAACGAAUAGAAAAGAGAUACAUAUGUAGAUAUUGAGUCUUAUCAAUAUAGGAUGCGCCAACAAUAAAUAAGGAGGAUGAAGCAGAACAUAUGACGGAAGUAGUAUACGUUCUACACUCCAUACUACUACGGAUACGAUGAAACCCGACCCAACCAAAUCGGAUCAAAUCAAAUUACACGAAUAAGGUCGGAAAUUGCAUCACUAGCUACCUACAAUUAUCCUACAAAUUUUCUUAUGGCCAAUCAGAGGCUCUUAUUUUUGUUUAAGGGGGAGGAAAAGGCAGGGAACAGUUUUCAUGGGAAGUGGAUAAAAUAAAGAGUGGAUCGACAGCAACAUAUAUCAUUAUUAAUCCAGUGAUCUUGCACCACACUUGUUGGGGAAAUUUUCUACUGGAAAUUUGACAUUUGAGAAUGACUGAGUGGCCUAAUUAAUUAGCUCUCACCUUGAAAUGAUGCCUCUUUGCGGUUGAAAUUUCAGUGUCAUGCAACAUUGAUGGCUGGUUUGAGAUCUGAUUACUAACCUUUUCCCCCUGCUUUAUUAGGACAUGCAUAUCUAAUAUCUUCCUUGCUUGCAAUAAUUGCGACUUUUCGUUUGCAAAUCAUUCAUAUCAAUCUUUAAUGAAAUCGUUUGUCAUCAUCUUGUCUGUCCUGCCUUUCUUGACGCCAUGCAGUUCUCGUAUAGUCUUGCAAUACAAGAAUGUAUGUCCAUCCGUUCUUUCUAAUCGUGGAUGAAGAUAAGAUGAACUGAUAUUAAUUUUGAGGUAGUCCGAUAUGAGGUCUUGUCUGAAUACGUAACAGAUAUUGUUAUAUUAUGAGCAAUCAAUUUUUUUCAUAAUGAUAUCACGAGAAGAUUUUAGCAUAAGUAUUUGGGCAUGGAGCUCUAAGUACUUAGGGCGAACCCAAGUACUCAGGAGUUGUGUCGGCUCGACACCUCCACCCGAUUCUUUUUUAGAAAUCUAGGAUUCGUCGAUAUAAAAAAAAUCAAAUAACGGUCGACACACGUGUCGAAGAAUCCUACAUCCACCGCUGGUUAAAGUAAUGCCACAUAUUUCGUGUUUUCUUUAUCGAUUACAAUACUUGAAUCAAACAUUAUUUUACAAAAUUUUCUGGUUAAUAUUAGGUUUUAAGCACAGAAGUCCUCUUCCUCUAUCAAAAUCAAACGUACAAUACGCACUCAACCACGAGAGGACUAAAAGGGUAAGAUGACUCCAAUUAGGAAUUUGAAUCCACCCAAUAUUAUCAUGUUCUAAGUUAUAACAGUGUUUAAAUAAUCCAAAUAUUGGGCUACGGAAAGAGGCUUUUCGGCCGUGUCAACUGUCAACCCUAUAUGGGCCAGGUGCGUUUCCUAAAUUGGGCUGGAGAAGGGUUAAGCGAUUACUGUGGGCCCGCAAAUCGGUUGGCUUUCGUGAAAGUGUCACGGGCUCUGCCAGCUGGACGCGUGAGUGGGCAGCAGGGCAGUGUUGAAGCCUUCCAUGAAAUCUCUAAGAUCCCGUUUAGUAUCAUUUUGUUGAUAUAGUUGUAGUGGUGUUGUGAAAAAAAAAUAAAAAAUACAAAUCUGUUUAGUUGAUAAAUCUGAAAAAUCAUGAAAGCUGACAACAAAAAAUAAAAACGCCUUUAGUGACUACUUUAAGAACUAAAAACAAAACAAAAAAGAGAUAUAUUCUUCAACCAAAAGAUCAAUGAACAAAGACUCGGCUUUAUCACCCCAUUUUUGCUAUCAUCCCUCUCCCCAUUUUCAUUUUUCUGAAUCUCCACACAAUCAACAUCACCAUUUUCAACAAUUUUUUCUAUAACUGAGGUAAAACACAAAACAAAGAACAUAUCAAUCAACCACGAAUUCACAAUAACUAAUCUAGCAUUCACGAACUUAUAAAGAACUAAUCUAGCAUUCACUGGCGGCGGUUGGUUGCGAUGGAGAGAGAACUGGCGGCGGAGUCUGGUCGGGCGGGCGACACCUGUCGGCGGCGGCUGAUCUCGAGGGCGAGAAGCUGGCGGUGGGGACUGGAAUCGAGAGGAGAUGACGGGCUGGGCAGCGGAUGGAAGAAUUUGAGAGAGGAGAUGAAAUGCUUGUCCUUCCUCUUGAGAGGGAGAAGGGGGCUGGGCGGCGGAUUGGUAGUCUGGGAGGAGAAGUAGUCGAUUAGGGUUGGGGGUGGUUGCUGGAAAAAAAUUUGUUUCAGCAGGGAUUCGAAAACUAGGAUAGUUUAAUGAAAUCAAAAGCCCAAUCCGUAGGAAUUCCGUGUGCAACAUGUUUAAAAAUCAGAUCCAAAGCAAUAAAUGGUUGUUUCUCUGAUUUGAGCCAUGUUGUGCCACUCUGAUUCACAACAAAAUUGAUAUUUAAUUUGGUGUCUUUAAAUCUCAAGGGUAACAAUUUGGGAAGACAAUUUACAGAUAUUUGCGCGAAUUCGAGUUAAAUUUGGUGUCAUAAAAUUUAAAUUAAAAAGGAUUUUAGGGGGAUAAAUAAAAUCUGAAUUCGAAUAUUUGGGUAAUGCUUGAACAUGAUUUCUCGUUAUCCAAUCGGAAUCUCUCCGAUAUAUGCGUACAUAUGUAUUUUAUUUUAGAAAUGGUUGUCAUUUUCUCAACAUAAUUGAUAUUUACUAUACAAAUACAAUAUUUUCGUAACAUUUUAUUUUUUCCACUAAUUUUCUUCAUUCUAGUGAUUUGUUAUUGUACUUUUUCAUGUGUAUAAUUUCAAUGUACGUUUAACUAUCAAACAUGUUUGUUGAAGUUAUAAGGAGAAAAUAUUACUCAUGAUUAAUCGUGGAUAUCCCAAAUUUGAUCUGGAGUGUGCAUUAAUUUCCUAUUCAAUUAUCGUGUGGGUAUGAAUAUGAACAAAAUCCAAACUUAGUAAAAUCCAAAUUAUUCUUAGUAAGGAAAUAAAUAUAUUCUAUCUGUUUCCAGACUUACACUUGCAUCGUCGUACCUACCAUACAAUGAUGCACUAAAUAUGUACUAGUAUUUAGGUGAAAGUGGAACAUUUUGUUCAACGAAUAACACUACAAAGUAUGAAGUGUGGGUUCGAAAGAUUUGGAAAUUAAGUGAUUCCAGUGAAAGUAGAAACUCGAGAUUAGGGCUUUUGAGGAGAUUUGAUUAGAACUAAUCCCAAGCCAACAUUUUUCAACUUUCAAUUUUCGCAACAAGGAAAUGACAAUCAAUAAUGAAUUAAUUAAGAUUAAACAAUACCUGUAAUUUGGAAAAAUGGUGUUGGCUUACCAUUAAUGGUUUUCGUAAAGAGAGAAGUCUUCCCUUUCCGUUCCCCACGUGGGAUUUCCAUCGUGAGCUAGCGCGUUGGGUGUUGUUGAUUGCAAUUUGCAUACGAGGCGGCGCCCAGCCUGCAGUCGCCUACGUCGAUCGCGUUUGCCGCCGGGAAAGCAGAUCCUCCCCACGUUGCCACCGGCGACCUUGCCUGCUGGGUCAAGCAAUUAAUUGUACGUAGUAGGUUACAAUAAACUAAACCACCUUACUUAAUUAGCUGUAUAUUACUACAAGCCUAUAAUGAUUAACCAAACCCCCUUUAAUUGCUUCACUAAUUAACUACACACUAGCUAGCUAAUCUAGCAUGAUUAGUUACUGACACCUCCUAUCUUAAUUAAAUUUUGUCGGCAUCUUACCCCCUCUGCUUCCUUCAAAUCCAACGUCGUCCAAGCAUGCACAAUGAGCUAGUAGAGCCAGAUUUCAAAACUUAAUCAAUUGCCAAACAUGGUGCGUAUUAUUCUACAGUUUAGCACUAAUCGUCAACUGAAUUCUUAAUUACAAAUAUAAUUAUUUGCUCACCGACCCACAACAAGAAGAAGAAAUGGAGUUAGGGUUUUCAUUAAUCAAUAAAAAUACAUCUACUUGGUAUAGAGAAGGCGAAAUAAUAAUGGGAAUUUAGGUCAAGUUCAUGAAUCAACCCAGAAAGUGCCGUCAGUCUCUCUGUAGAUUUCUAGUUGGUUUAAUUCAAACCCCAAAACGCUUGCACGCAGGUGCCAGCCUUUCAUUCUACUACGGCAAAGGAUCUGUAAUGUAAAUAUGGAAUUGUUAACCUUUCUUAUUUAUUUCGAAACUUAAAAUAAUCGAUUGACCUAUACGUGUCCAAGUUGGAUACCAUGAGCUAUUUCCUAUUCCAUGUAAUUAAUAUAAGGGCUGUUUUUAA
Molecule: messenger RNA, 4442 nt
Organism: Linum trigynum
Lineage: Eukaryota; Viridiplantae; Streptophyta; Magnoliopsida; Malpighiales; Linaceae
Source: the annotation of a GenBank genome assembly